UGACGAGCGGAGCAAUAUUAUCAACAACAUUGUCUUCUUAGUAAUUAAACCGUAAUUAAUCUAAUUAUCUCAUGUGGAGUAAAUUAUCUCAUUAUGAAGGUGAACAUUAAUGUGUGUGGCUAACAUGGGGCGACCUGCAUGUGUUGAAGUUGUAUUCAGUGUUCCGUUAUUACCCGUAUUGUCCAAAACACACCCAUUCCAUCAGAACUAGUUACCUUAUGGACGGCAAACAUUAAUCCCACCCACAAUUCUUAAUGUAGAAAUAGAAGUGUUUUUAUCCAAACGAUAUGUGAGCCACAGAGAGAAGACUCGAUCAGCAACAAACAUACUGGUAACUUUCCUGAGCAACCAUGGUAAUGUUCAAGACAUUUCUACUGACUAUGUUUCCGUUGCUGUUAAUGUGUACCAUUGUUCACAUUGGAUUCUUUGAAAAUGUUCCAAUGGAGCUUGGAAAUAAAUAUUAUGCUGAAAUCCCAAGUAUGUUAAUAUUUGUCCCUGACUGGAUGACAAUGCCAUUUAACACCUUGGUUAACUUUGGUUAUGCCAUUGUUGGCGCCAUGUGGCUGGCAAUUACAUCAAAUUAUAUUGAUUGCAAUGUCUUUACCGAAACUCAGUCAUUUCUUUUCUAUAUAUUUAACUGGAUGGCGCUGUUUUACUCUCCCAUACAGUUACUAAGGAUUCUCACUCAGAUACAUGCUUUUGCUGUUUUGGAUCAGUGGGUGACCCUUCCAUUUUUCAUGUGGGUUGUUGUUGAAGGAAUUACCAUUCUAUAUGGCUGGAAUUGGUUAAAGGCUCUCGGUCUUUGUACACUUUCCAUUUUGAGUUACUUCUUAGUUCUUCUACCAAUUCCUGGAUUUGAGAUCUCUCUUAUUUUACACAUUGCCGCUGCACUUCACGUUGCCAGACUUUUAUACAACAAGUUUCCAAAUGAAAAAUCAAAGAAUUUUUUCAUAAAAGCUUUCAUUUCUUGUUUAGGAUUUAUAUUUUUGAAAUUGUUUGACCUCCAUUUGGGGAAUUUACAUUUAGCUUUCAAAUAUCUCUCUGGCCAUUUCUUGUCCAAGAUCUGUGAUAUUCUUCAAAUUCACUAUGUAAAUCUGUUUGUGCUAAACAUAGUUCUCAGACAGAACAAAGAUGCCAAAAAGAAAGCUGAAUGAUAAGUUUUUAUUUUAUUUUGUGAAACCAGUGGAAAUGAUUACAUUAAUUAAAAUAAUCAUGAUUAAGAUUUCUUAAUGACAUAUGAAACCCAGCCCUACAACUUCAGGAGAUAGUGUCCACAAUGAAAUAUCACACCAUGGGGUAUGAAUCUUCUUCCAAGUUUGGUUUUUUAAUCAUUUGUCCAUUAUUUAAAUACAAUAUAUAAAUUACGCAAAUAAAUAAAUAAAAAUUUGAUAAAAUGACUUUUUAACCAUCUUCAUCAAUUAUAAUCGAUGGACUACAUUAAAUCUUUUAAUUAAUGGACCUGAUUAUAUCAUUGGCUGUGUUUUAUGAUUUUCAAUCGUGUACCUCUUACUGACAUUUUUUCCCUCCAUUUUAAACUUUUUUGUUGCACUCCACCCCCAAAUCUCGUCCUCUCUAAGAGUUUAGAGGCAAUUAUCCAUGCUGAAUAUCUUAAUGAAUUUUAUUUUUCCCCGAUAUUAUUUGCACUUUUUGUUUAUACCCUGCUCCCUGAAAGACAAUAAAAUAUACAUCCCACUGAAAUUAUUCCUGAGAAUUAUUUUAUAAUUUCUGAAAAGAUUUUGAUAUUUUUGUAACCAUUAUAUUUAAUUUAAUUUAUUAUUUGUGCUUUCGUUAUCAAAAUAAAAAUUGUCCACUUAAUA
Molecule: messenger RNA, 1817 nt
Organism: Octopus sinensis (East Asian common octopus)
Lineage: Eukaryota; Metazoa; Mollusca; Cephalopoda; Octopoda; Octopodidae
Product: transmembrane protein 187
Exons: 3
Coding region: 351-1154 (267 amino acids)
Cellular component (GO): transport vesicle
Source: RefSeq, a predicted model, not a curated record